Molecule: messenger RNA, 1232 nt
Organism: Lolium perenne
Lineage: Eukaryota; Viridiplantae; Streptophyta; Magnoliopsida; Poales; Poaceae
Product: zinc finger protein ZAT9-like
Biological process (GO): regulation of DNA-templated transcription
Source: RefSeq, a predicted model, not a curated record
UCUCUCUCGUCCUCGCCAUCGUAGCUCCUGCCACGCUUUCCCCGAGCUCCCCACCCCGAGCUAGCCGUCGCGCGCCAUGGCGAAGACCACAUGCAAGCUCUGCUUCCGCCGCUUCGCCAGCCCCCGCGCCCUGGCCGGGCACAUGCGGUCCCACUCCCUCGCCACCGCCGCCGCCGCCGCGAGGCAACAGAUCUCCACCGCGUCCUCCGCGGCGGCGACCGACGAGGACGUGGGGUUCAAGAGGCCGCUCCCAAUCUACACGCUCCGGGAGAACCCGAAGCGCAGCCUGCGCGUGUCCGAGUCCUCGGAUCGCGAGAGCGAGGCCGAGUCCACCCCGCCGCGGGCCAAGCGCGCGCAGGCUGGGGCCGGCGCCUGGGGCGACGCCGAGCCGGUGAGCUCGCUGUCGGACGCGGCCACGCCCGAGGAGGACGUGGCGCUGUCGCUGAUGAUGCUCUCCCGCGACUCGUGGCCGUCGGCGGGCUACGGCGACGGUUACGAGUACUCGGACGACGACGACGACGAGGAGGAGAGCGACGGCGGGUACGCGCUCGUCCUCGCCCGCGAUCCGGCGCCGGUGGCGGCGGAGAAGCGCACGCGGUUCCAGUGCGGCGCGUGCAAGAAGGUGUUCCGGUCGUACCAGGCGCUGGGCGGGCACCGCGCCAGCCACGUGCGCGGCGGCCGGGGCGGCUGCUGCGCGCCCCCCGUCGCGCCGCCUCCUACCCCGGCAGCGCCGAAGCCGCGUCAGGCGCCGGCAUUGGACGGGGAGGGGCAGCCGCGCGAGUGCCCCUACUGCUACCGCGUGUUCCCGUCCGGGCAGGCCCUCGGCGGCCACAAGCGGUCCCACGUCUGCAUCGCCGCCGCGGCCGCGGCGCAGGCGCAGGCGCACGCCGCCGCCGCCGUUGCGCCACCGCACGCGGGCAGGGACCUGGACAUGAUCGAUCUGAACGUGGCGCUGCCGUUCGAGGAGGUGGAGGUGUCGGCCGUGUCGGAUCCCCGCCUGUCUCCCAACCCAGGUGCCUGAAGCAAAGCUCCGGCUGCUUCCGAGAACCGAGGAGGCGAUCUGAGGUGAGCAUUGGUAGGCAGAUAAAUCCAUCAGAGAAACUUACAGGUAAAAGAGAAGAAGAGAAACAGAGAUAAGAAAGACGCGUCUUUGUUAUAGUUCGUCGAAACGAUAGCUGUCAAAUUUGCUCGUACAUUGUUGGAUUCCAUUGAUCUGUGUUUAGAAUGUUGAA